AUGCCAGUGACAUCAUCUGCUCGCGAACCGCACUUCCACAGAGGUGUGAAGCGCAUACCAAACCGCGAGGCAGAAUUAUUUAGAUUAUUUAGUAUUGUUAGCAUUGUCACGGGGUCAGAUCCUAGAAGAGCUAUGUCGUCUGCGUACUCGAUGUCUGUGAGCGGAGGCCCAAGGAGCACUUCGAACCCACAGGCAUUACAAGCUGGUAGUGUGAAGCGCAUACCAAACCGCGAGGCAGAAUUAUUUAGAUUAUUUAGUAUUGUUAGCAUUGUCACGGGGUCAGAUCCUAGAAGAGCUAUGUCGUCUGCGUACUCGAUGUCUGUGAGCGGAGGCCCAAGGAGCACUUCGAACCCACAGGCAUUACAAGCUGGUAGUGAGUCUUCCAUGAUCGUAUCGAUGACGAAGUUGAAGAGGAAAGGUGAAAGAGGACAACCCUGUCGGACACCACUUGAUGUGGUGAACUCAGGAGAAAGCUUCCCGUAG
This is a messenger RNA of Opisthorchis viverrini, 483 nucleotides long. RefSeq lists its product as hypothetical. Lineage: Eukaryota; Metazoa; Platyhelminthes; Trematoda; Opisthorchiida; Opisthorchiidae. The transcript has 3 exons. Bases 1 to 483 code for a protein of 160 amino acids. The record is from RefSeq and is a predicted model, not a curated record.